AUGUGGAUCUCGGACGACGAAGCGGGCGUCGUCGCGCGCUACAAUGCCAUGGCGCAUCUCGACGCCACGUGCUUGAUCUGCCUCGAGGUGCCCCGGGCCACGCGUGCCAACGACGCCGCCGACGACGUGCGUGUGCGCCGGUGCGACGACUGCGACGCUCUCUUUUGCGGCGGCUGCUACCGCCUGUACGUGACGCACAAGAUUGUCAAUGGCCAGGUCGCGCCGCACCAGCUCGUGUGCCCCGGGCCAUGCCGACGGCCGAUCUCGCGCAUCGCGCUCGCGCAGGUCGUGUCGGCGAGCCUCGUCCAAAAGUACGUGCUCUUCCUCGAAGCGUACGAGCACCGGCAGCGCGGCCAUCGCUUCUGCCCACGACCCCAGUGCGGCCAGCUGCUUCCGUCGCCGAAGGCGCGCCAGAAGAAGACCAAGCGCCGCGUCGAAUGCAACCGCUGCCGCCAUGCGUCGUGCCGCGACUGCGGCGGCGCGUAUCACCGGUGGCCGCAGUGCGACCGCGCGUACCAGUCGUGGUGCCACGCGCACGCGGCGCAGCGCUGCCCACUGUGCUCGGCCACGAUCGAGAAGCAUGGCGGCUGCAACCACAUGACGUGCACGCACUGCUACUACCAGUUUUGCUGGCGCUGUCAUUCCAAGUGGGACGACCACAACACGGCGCUGUGUUGGCCGCUCGCGUACCUCCGCUCGAAACACAAGCUGUUUGGCCCGAUCGCGCCGGUCCGGUUGGUGACCAAGGCGGUCGUUGGCACCGUCGGCGCCGGCGUCGCCGUCGUUGCGGGCGCCGUUGCCGUGGGUGUCGCCGCCGCCGCGUUGCCGCCGCUUGCCGUGUACUAUGGCGUUCGCGCCCUUCGUCACCACUAGUCGGAACUACGUGUGACGAGUGUGUACCCUUGUAUCCUAAAAAGCAUUCUGUUGUAUUAACACC
This is a messenger RNA of Saprolegnia parasitica CBS 223.65, 937 nucleotides long. RefSeq lists its product as hypothetical. The coding region runs from base 1 to 873 and encodes 290 amino acids. The transcript has a single exon. Lineage: Eukaryota; Oomycota; Saprolegniomycetes; Saprolegniales; Saprolegniaceae. Gene Ontology annotation, biological process: protein polyubiquitination; positive regulation of proteasomal ubiquitin-dependent protein catabolic process; ubiquitin-dependent protein catabolic process. Gene Ontology annotation, molecular function: ubiquitin protein ligase activity; ubiquitin conjugating enzyme binding; zinc ion binding. The record is from RefSeq and is a predicted model, not a curated record. Gene Ontology annotation, cellular component: ubiquitin ligase complex; cytoplasm.